CGUCCCCAGCCAGUCAUAAUGGGGCUCUAUUUACUCGACUACGGUGCAGGAAACGUCCAGAGUCUCGCAAAUUCUCUCACUUCUCUUGGCCACUCAUUUACCUGGAUUUCUUCACCAGACGACUUCCAACAUGCUACUUCUCUCGUUUUUCCCGGUGUUGGGGCCUUUGAGACUGCCGUCCAGCAUCUCUCAUCUCGCGGGCUUCUCCAGCCCUUGCGCGAGUACAUCCUUUCCGGGAAGCCUUACUUUGGCGUUUGCAUUGGCAUGCAGGUCCUCUUCCAGUCUUCAUCAGAAUCUUCUUCUGCCGGACUCGGAAUUAUACCAUGUCCCAUAGAACGUCUUGACGACACGGACAAAGCUGUUCCCCACAUGGGUUGGAAUACUGCCGAUCUCGCUUGCCACGAUGACCCCGAACAGGUCGCGGACUCGUCGUACUACUAUUUCGUCCAUUCGUACUGUGCAAAGUACGACCCCCACAGAUAUCCUGACGCUGCGCAGUGGGCAUAUACGACUACCCAAUAUGGCCAAGAACUGUUCAUUUCGUCCAUUCGGAAAGCCAAUGUUUUUGGUACUCAAUUCCAUCCUGAAAAAUCGGGAACUGCUGGACUUCGGCUUAUUGAUGCUUGGCUUCAGAAACCCGAAUCAGCUCAUGCAUCAUUGCCAGGCGCAAUCUCUGCCCACUCGUCGUCUUCCCCGCCCGUUCUGAUCCCAAUGCCACGGCACCGUCUCACCAAACGAAUUGUCGCAUGCAUGGACGUUCGUGCGAACGACGAUGGUGAUCUUGUUGUCACGAAAGGAGAUCAGUACGAUGUCCGAGAGAAGGCUCCCACGUCCACCGACCCCACCGUGGCUGCCACAACAGGUGGCGCUAUUCGUAACCUGGGCAAGCCCGUCGCUCUCGCCUCUCAAUAUUACCUCGCUGGUGCAGACGAGCUUUGUCUCCUCAACAUCACCUCUUUCCGCCACUCCCCCCUCCGGGAUCAGCCCAUGAUCGCAGUCGUCCGGGCUGCCGCAGAACGCGUCUUCGUCCCCCUCACUAUCGGUGGUGGAAUAAAAGACACCGUCGACCCAGACGGGACCAAGCACGCCGCACUGGAAGUCGCGGGAGCCUAUUUCCGCGCCGGCGCCGACAAAGUCAGUAUUGGCAGCGAAGCGGUGUUGGCUGUGGAGAAGAUGCUGGCGUCGGAAAAUAAAGAGGGUGACGGGACGAGUGCAAUCGAGACAAUUGCGUAUGCGUAUGGAAGACAAGCGGUCGUCGUGUCAGUUGAUCCUAAGCGAGUGUAUGUUGACCCCAAAACGUAUGAUGGUCCAUACAAGGGAGAGGUAAUUCGAGGACGCCCUGAUUCCAAAGUGAUAGGGGAGAGGGGAAAGGCUUGGUGGUAUCAGUGUACAGUGUCAGGUGGUCGCGAAUCACGACCACUGUCUGUCGUCCAGCUUGCCAAGGGUGUGGAACGGCUCGGUGCUGGAGAGCUCUUGGUCAAUAGUAUUGACCGGGAUGGUACAGGUCUAGGGUUCGACCUAGAUCUCAUCCGACUUGUCAAAUCGAACGUGAAGAUACCCGUAGUUGCGAGCAGUGGUGCAGGCACUGCAGAGCAUUUUCGCCAAGUCUUUGAGGAAACUGGUGUCGAAGCAGCUUUGGCUGCCGGUAUAUUCCAUCGUGGCGAGGUGGGCAUCAAAGAUGUCAAAAAAUGUCUCGAUGACAACGAAGUUUGUGUCAGGCUGGGGUAGAAUGUCAGCGUAUAAAAACAGAAUAUACUUAUUGAUCAUACAAAUGCUACAGGCGAGAGAAAAUCUACUUUACAUGCUUUGGUGUGUACGUAGAUAUCGAAACAGCGGAGUUUACGUCGGAUCAAGAGACAAGAUACACCAAAAAAAGAAUACGGACGGGAGAAGGUCGUUAUCUCGCAGCAGGAGAACACGAGAGGUGCAGAAUGGAGAAGUAGCUGUCCAAAGAAGCGG
Messenger RNA from Guyanagaster necrorhizus, 1959 nucleotides. RefSeq names its product imidazoleglycerol phosphate synthase. Lineage: Eukaryota; Fungi; Basidiomycota; Agaricomycetes; Agaricales; Physalacriaceae. Gene Ontology annotation, biological process: L-histidine biosynthetic process. Gene Ontology annotation, molecular function: imidazoleglycerol-phosphate synthase activity; glutaminase activity. The record is from RefSeq and is a predicted model, not a curated record. Bases 19 to 1728 code for a protein of 569 amino acids. The transcript has 2 exons.